AUGGCUGGUGUCGCCGCAUUUGGGAAUAAAAGAAUGAAUAGGUGGGUGCAAGCUGGAGGUCCUUUAUAUGGCGUUGGAGAUUUGUGGUCAACUGCUGGGAGAAAGUGGAAUUAUAUUACUUUUCUGAAAGUAGCAAUGUUCAUGAUUUCAAUGGCAUCUUCUUCGGACUCAUGGAUGAAGGAAUAUAAUGAGGCAACAAAACUUGCGGAUGAUAUCAAUGGUAUGAUAUCUGAACGGAGUACAUUGCCUGCAUUAGGUCCAGACGCUCAGCGUUAUGUCUCUGCCAUACGGAGGAAGAUUACAAUAUUAGGGACUAGACUUGAUAGCUUACAGUCCCUUUUAUCAAAACACCCUGGAAAACAGCCCAUAUCAGAGAAAGAGCUGAAUCGUCGGAAGGAUAUGAUCGGAACUUUAAGAUCGAAAGUUCUACAGAUGUCGUCAACGCUGACAUCACAUACUGCGAACCGAGACAGCUUGCUUGGGCCAGAAAUAAAUAAAGCUGAUGCCAUGGGAAGAACAGUUGGUCUGGACAACUAUGGCCUUGUUGGUCUGCAGCGACAAGUUAUGAAAGAGCAAGAUGAGGGGCUUGAGAAAUUGGAGGAGACUGUAGUAAGCACAAAACAUAUUGCAUUGGCAGUCAAUGAGGAACUUGACCUACACGCUAGACUUAUUGAUGAUUUGGAUGAACAUGUGGAAGUUACAGACUCCCGGCUACGGCGGGUGCAGAAGAACUUGGCAGUUUUGAACAAGCGCACAAAGGGUGGUUGCUCCUGCAUGUGCAUGCUUCUAUGUGUUGUCGGGAUUGUGGUUCUGCUUGCCGUGAUAUUUUUGCUGAUCAAAUACUUGUAA
Prunus armeniaca (apricot) is the source of this 849-nucleotide messenger RNA. NCBI's taxonomy places the organism in Eukaryota, Viridiplantae, Streptophyta, Magnoliopsida, Rosales, Rosaceae. The record is from the annotation of a GenBank genome assembly.